AUGCAAUACACGAGGCUCGUCUGGGACGCAUGGUACCACUCGUUUUCUUUCCAAAGCCUCGUGGUCACUGAGCCUGGCAACAUUUGUACACGCUCUAUCUGGUCACAAUUCCGACUCCUGAUGGCCGAGAGCGUCAUAGUGCUUUGGUGGCACAUUCUGGAAGUCAAAAAAUUGGGCGGGAACGGCAAAGGAUCGGGACACAAGACGGCGUACUGCCGACCUGUCGGAACUUUGAAGAUGUUUAUAGGUUUGGAAGAUCAAGAGAGAAUGAGUGAGAUCGAGGGAGAGAGAGAGAGAGAGAGAGAAGAGCGGUUACCGAACAUAUAUCGUCAGGACUGGCCAUCGGGUUGA
Protopolystoma xenopodis is the source of this 351-nucleotide messenger RNA. The record is from the annotation of a GenBank genome assembly. Lineage: Eukaryota; Metazoa; Platyhelminthes; Monogenea; Polystomatidea; Polystomatidae.